AUGCCUGGCCAGGCCGAUAUCCGAGGGUCCGAGACUGAAGAACAACGGCAAUAUGAGCAGAAAGUCCACCAGCAGCAGGAUCUGAGCGACUCGACGGAGGAUCUGGAUAAGGAUCUGGACAAGAUGAAGGUUUCCAAGGUAGAUGGCGAGGAGGGAAAGAAGCCCAACUUCUUCAAGGCCAAGACGAGUGCUUUCUACCACAAGGUCAUCAAACCCGCCUUUCCGGAAGCUAUCCAGGAUCUCAAGAUCAUGGGUGGAAUGACCGCCUUGGAGUCUCGUGUCAAGCAUGAAAUCAACGACCCGAAGAUAUUUCCAGAAAUUGAAAAGGUCGCAGAGGUUCGCCGUGGACUUGACCUUUGUCCGGAAGAGCAGAACUUCAUUGCUAAGCGCCAAGUCAAUGCUCGGGAUCACUUUGCCAAGUAUAUGGGUCUCAAUCCGGCAGAUGUCAACCCAGAAGAUGUGCCUGUGGUUGCUUUCGGUGGCAGUGGAGGUGGCUUUCGUGCCAUGAUCGGAUGCUUGGGUUAUUGCCAGGAGAUGAAAGAUGCCGGGCUGUGGGAUUGCCUCACUUACGUCUCUGGUGUUUCUGGCUCAUGUUGGUCUCUCGCGGCGUAUUAUACCAUCGGGAAGGGCAGCAUGCAGUCGGUGAUUGAUCACUGCAAGAAGCGAUUCUCACCUUACCACCCUCUAUCUGGCGAUGCUAUUCGAACGAUACUCAGCGCACCGGGCGGUGCUAGAGUCACACUUGGACCACUGAUCCAGAAAAGCAAAAGCGGUCUUCAAACCGUGGCCAUGGACUUAUACUCCGUCUUCACAACUGGCUGGAUCUUCUUCCAAGACGACCCAGCCAGCCAUCCAGGCGGAAGUGCGCACAAAGAAGUAGCCGGCUAUCAAAAAUCCUGGUACAAGUACUCCAGCGCGAGAGAGUAUACCGAUGACGGUAGCGAACCUCUUCCCAUCAUGACCGCCAUCCGCCACGAGAGACCUUGGAAAGACUGGGAAGACAAAGAGCAUCCGUUCAAGGACGCAGAUCAUGCUACGGGUGACCACGCAGACGCCUCAGACGCCUGGUUCCAAUGGUUCGAGUUCACGCCAUACGAGAUCGGCUGCGAUGAGAUCGAGGCUUGGGUCCCAACAUGGGGAUUCGGACGUCCAUUCAGUGAGGGCAAAUCAACAAUGCAACUCCCUGAGCAGUCUCUGGCCCUCCUCCUGGGUCUCGCCACAAGUGCACCAGCAGGGCCUCUUACAUCUUACAUUUCCACCAUCAGCCGCAAUCUCCCUACCGGAUUCCUUGGCAACUCCAUCCACAAGAUGGCGCAUGCCGUGACCAAAUUCUGGGGCAAAGAAGGCACCGAAGAGUUUACAAACCACCACCCCCUACACGCGUGCAACGAACACAACUUCAUGUUCCACUACACCCCCGCCGACCAAGGCAAAGGCCGGCCUCCCGGCCUCGAAAACUCGCCCCGAAUCCACCUCAUCGACAGCGGCAUGGACAACAACUGCCCGACCUACGUCCUGCUGCACCCGAAACGCCACGCCGACGUCAUCAUCAACAUGGACGCCUCCUCGGACGUGCAAAAGGACACCUUCCAAGAACGCGUCGACCAGAUCGGCUCCCGCCGCGGCCUCAAAUUCACCAAACGCCACGCCGACAUCAAAGCCGGCGACGACCCCAAGGACCCCGACCGCUUCAACGGCCUCUACGCCCAGAUCUACGACGGCGUCCCCUGCGAACGCCCGCAGACCGUCGUGGAUUCCUACGGCCGCACGGUGCGGAACCCGCCCGCGCCCAUCACCGACCGCGAGUGCACGAUGAUCUACAUGCCGCUGUUGCCCAACGAGCGCGCGGUGGCGGAUUUCGACCCUUCGACGGCCAAGUUCAGCGGGAGCUAUAAUCUUGUGUGGACGCCGGAGCAGGUGGAGACGCUGGUGAAGGUUUGUGAUGCGAAUUUUCGCGAGGGCGAGGGGACGAUUAAGGAGGCGUUGCAUGAGGCUUGGGAGAGGAAGAAGAGGGAGAGGGAGGCGAGGGAACAGAAGGCGGAGGGGAAUGGGGUCUUGAAUGCGAAUGCUGAUGCCGGUGGUGUGGUUGGUGCUGUACCGGCCACGACUGCUAACGUGAAUGUGAAUGUGAACGCGACUCCUGAUGCUGUGGUUGAUGCAUCGCAGAUUGUUGAUACCCCUAAGUAA
Molecule: messenger RNA, 2187 nt
Organism: Zasmidium cellare ATCC 36951
Lineage: Eukaryota; Fungi; Ascomycota; Dothideomycetes; Mycosphaerellales; Mycosphaerellaceae
Exons: 3
Coding region: 1-2187 (728 amino acids)
Biological process (GO): glycerophospholipid catabolic process
Cellular component (GO): cytosol
Molecular function (GO): A2-type glycerophospholipase activity
Source: RefSeq, a predicted model, not a curated record